This is a messenger RNA of Perca flavescens (yellow perch), 1262 nucleotides long. It is a transcript of the gene tmub1, whose product is annotated as transmembrane and ubiquitin-like domain containing 1. Gene Ontology annotation, biological process: ERAD pathway. Lineage: Eukaryota; Metazoa; Chordata; Actinopteri; Perciformes; Percidae. The coding region runs from base 347 to 1111 and encodes 254 amino acids. The transcript is spliced from 3 exons. The record is from RefSeq and is a predicted model, not a curated record. Gene Ontology annotation, molecular function: protein binding.
CGCAGGCUAAUCGUGAAAAGAAGAAACGGCGACAUAAACAUUAAAAAGGGACCAAAACGUCAAAAAAACGUGACAAAGAUGAUCAAAACAACAUCUCUGCUUUGUGAUGUCAUGCCAGACAGACAGACCCUGACGUAAAACGAGCAACAGGCGGCGGCAGAGCGUCACCGCUGCGUCAUUACGUCACCACCACAGAAGAGAAGAAGCCGGAAGUGUCAGCAGCAGAAGUCGGAGCAGAUUAGCCUGAUUAGCCUGCAGGCUAGCGAGCUGUGAUGUGACGUGUCUAAAGCCGACAGUGGAGUGACGCUGUGAGCUAAGCCCCGCCCCCUGUGUGUUGCCGGGGGCGAUGGCGCUGAUCGAAGGCGUGGGAGACGAGGUGACUCUGCUGUUCGGAUCGCUGCUGCUGCUCGCCGUGAUGCUGCUGGCGUGGAUCUCCACCCGCACGGCCGAGCCGCCGGAGCACCUGUUCACCACAGGCCCCGCCCCCUCGCCGGGCCACGCCCACACGGACACGCCGGCGCCGCCCGCCGAGGCGGAAGCUCCGCCCACUGAGGCCACGGCGGCGAGCAACGAGGCGGACGCAGCGGCCGGAGCAGACGGAGCAGACGGAGCAGACGGAGGAGACGGAGGAGAGAGGAACAUGGUGCUCCGAAUCAAGUUCCUCAACGACACCGAGACCACGGCUCAGGUCAAACCACAGGACACCAUCGGCUACAUCAAACGGACCUAUUUUUCGGGCCGGGAGCAGCAGGUGCGUCUGAUCUACCAGGGCCAGCUGCUGCAGGACGACGGCCAGACUCUGGCGUCUCUGAACCUCGCCCAUAACUGCGUGCUGCACUGCCACAUCUCGGCCGCCGCCGCCGCUGGGGCGGGGCGCGCCCGCGGGGGCCGCGCGGCGGCCGACCCGGUCCAGGUGGCGCUGAACGUGGGCAGCCUCAUGGUGCCGGUGCUGGUCCUCAUGCUGUCCGUGCUGUGGUACUGCCAGAUCCAGUACCGGCAGUUCUUCCGCGGCGCCCGCCACCGCCUCGCUGGUCGGGUCACCAUCUUCCUCAGCCUCGUCGCCUUGGGUCUACCGCCCGCUAGCCGGCGCUCUGAUUGGCUGCUGCCUUGAGUCUACUGCUGCUAGCAGCGCUCUGAUUAGCUGCUGCAGGCAGCAGGGCGGAGCUCUGGACUGGACUUAAUGUGGGGGCUACAUUUACUGUGCUCGUUCCCCCUCUCUUUACCCCUCUCAUUCCCCCUGCUCUGGUGUUUCCCCCUCUCUU